AUGAAGCGCCGAAUUACCUUUAUCCAGCGUCCAGAGUCACCCUUUGUACCGGAGCAGGUCUCCAUUAGUCCCGCCGCCGUAUCAGUACACGGGCUGGAUGCCGCGCGCGAGGAUCGCAUAACAUUAAGCUUGGACGAUCUCCCUGACGAGCUUCGAGCCGUUCUUGAAGAGUCUCACGAGCUUCGUCUUCGCUGGGCGACCGAGCGUCCUUUUGAUGCCAUUGCGCCCUUUGCGAGCAGGAUCUCGCCCGGGCUGCAUGUGCAUUAUACACCACAGGCGAGGAAUCAGGCAUCUGAGGGACUAUGCUCACUGUUACGGACGGUCUUUGGCAACCGUGAAGAUGGACAAGCUGUAGUAAACUGCACAACGGCCGAGGACACCUUCAUCACGACACCGCUCGUUUCCACUCGAUUUGCGACUUCGGCCUCCUUGCAAUACUACACCCGGUUAUCGAGUCUACGAUCUUUUGUUGCAUAUAUAAGGCGGACGGCAUGUCACCAACAGCAGGCUGGCGGGACUGAGUGCCAUACGCGUGCGGACAGCUUGCUCAAUGCUGAUACAGUCGAUGUGGAUUAUGACAGCAUCUCUCAUGCGCUGACUAUCUCUGGUAUCUGGGCUCAGCCUCCAGCCGAGGGUUGGGCGGAAGAAGUGCCAAAGUCCAUUUCUAGUAAUGAUAAAGUCGAGUUCGGUGUGUUGAGCACAGACAAGGGCAUCGAGCCGUCGGAGAUACAAGUGGGAGGAUUGCUGGCGGUUGUUGGGGAGGAUAAAAAGAUGAAGCCGACUAUGUUCUCAUUCCCCUCGCGACAUCACCGUCUCCCGUCAGACGCCAGUUACUCUGUCUCUUUCUCUAAGCCCACCGGCCUUCAUCCCACCAUGUCCAUCACUAUGCAGCCACCCUCUCUCCAACGACCACCCGCCCCUGAAGAUGCAACCUGUGCCCUGCACACAUUCCUCACACUCCCAUCGUCGGUCUUUGGAGACCAGUACCAACUCGGCACCAAAGACCCGCUCUUCCUGCAGUCGCAUAAUCUUGCUGCACUUCGCGCGCACGCGGGUGAAAUGGACCUUGAAGCUCCCCACUGGGCCGUACAAAGCUGGGGCUCCACCUGGCUAUUUGAACUUGCCACGCCCACCGCGAACGAUGGUGCAGACACGUUGGGGAACCGGACCGCCACGAUCCCCCUACAUCUACGUUACCUACCCUCCUCGGAGACAGGGUACAGAACAACACAGGUGCCUUGGCCAGUUGUAUUCUGGGCCUGCACGGCCGAGGACGGUACCAAGAUGGGGGUGAACCCUUUUGAUCGUACGAAUCUCGGCUGGGACGGGCUAUUUGGGCCACGGACGAUGUUCUACCAAUUGCAUCCGGAAUCAGGUCGACUUGUCGAAGAGAUCGAGGUGCCUGUGUUGAAACUCAGAAAUGGUGAGGGACUGUUUACGGCUCAGAUGAUUGAGUUGGGGACGUCUCUUGUGAUUCUCCUCGGGUUCUUGUGGGUGCUUUGGCGGGUGAUUCAGGUUGGAUUCAUGAGGCCCCGGCCAAAUUCUACGAGGGACGGACGUGAGAAGAAAGAGUAG
Molecule: messenger RNA, 1575 nt
Organism: Penicillium oxalicum
Lineage: Eukaryota; Fungi; Ascomycota; Eurotiomycetes; Eurotiales; Aspergillaceae
Exons: 5
Coding region: 1-1575 (524 amino acids)
Biological process (GO): protein processing; GPI anchor biosynthetic process
Cellular component (GO): endoplasmic reticulum membrane; glycosylphosphatidylinositol-mannosyltransferase I complex
Molecular function (GO): mannosyltransferase activity
Source: RefSeq, a predicted model, not a curated record